Molecule: messenger RNA, 2914 nt
Organism: Varanus komodoensis (Komodo dragon)
Lineage: Eukaryota; Metazoa; Chordata; Lepidosauria; Squamata; Varanidae
Gene: SNAPC2
Product: small nuclear RNA activating complex polypeptide 2
Exons: 6
Coding region: 91-1098 (335 amino acids)
Biological process (GO): snRNA transcription
Cellular component (GO): nuclear body
Molecular function (GO): RNA polymerase II general transcription initiation factor activity
Source: RefSeq, a predicted model, not a curated record
ACAUCGUGGGGGGGAACCUUUUAACGGAAAAUAAGUGACUGGCUGGGUUGAUUAUUUUUGCAGAACCGAAGGGCGUAUUUGGAAGGAACAAUGAAGCCACCAUCGAGGCCGCGUUCUGCUCCCGCACGGUAUAGUCUAGGCCCCACGGCCCGAGUUUGGACAGAGCAAGAAAAACGACGCCUUCUCCAGGCCUUGAGGGCUCAAGUUCACACUCCUGGACCCCUGAGGCCAGAACUGCUGAAGAAGUACCUGCCUUCAAGGGAUGAAACUGAGAUAAUGGGAUUUGUGGACCUGCUGAAAGAGCGUGUGGCAAAGGAAGCAGUCAAGGCACAAUAUCAGCAUCGUCGAUGUAAACAAAAGGAUGCCCCACUUCCAGCACCUAUUGAGGUGUGGAUCACGUUAGCUGAGAAACUGACAGGUCGCCUUGGGGAUGCUGUGACAGCUGCUUUCUCCCAGGUUUUGACAAUUGCAUCAGCUGAGCCACUAUGCUUACUCCAUUCUGUGCCCCCAAGGUCUAAAGAGAUAAAAAAUGUUCAACGUUCAUCUCUACCAACUGUUCAUAAUGAGAACAGAAAAUCCAAUGAACAAUGCCAGGAAGUAACUAUAUCAUCAAAUGCAGAGGAACAAACCCCUACAGAAAAUAGUGGGUUCCAUGUGGACUUUGAAAGGAUCUACAAGUACCUCUCAGUGAUCUCACGUGGAUCUAAAGCACCAGAACUCCCACCAGGUGAGUCAGCUGUGCUCCUAGAUUUGUUACUGUCGCUACCAGAAGAGCUUGGCUGCUUGGACUUUAAAAAGCUGAAGACCCAUAUGUACAAAUGCUAUAUUGACUUAACUACCAACUGUACAGGUGAAAGAAGCAGAGCAAAUGCAGAGGCCACUCAGCCAGUCAACAAGAAUGAAAACCUUAAUUCAUUUCAUGUUUUUCCAGACCCUAGCAGCCUUCCACAACAACAACAGGGUAGUUCUCCUGCCUCUUCCAAAGAUGAUACAGCACCAGCUUUUACCAUGGACUGGAAAACUUUGGGAAUCUGCCCUUUGAAUUCAUUUUUGCUUCCCUUGGAUAUCCUGGCUCGAAAAAGCAAGUGCUUAAAUUAAGGAAAUUGGAUUCUAUGCUACCACAUGCCUGCAGUGAACUUUGUCCUUUAGAAUACUUGAAGUUGUUUCUGGAAGAAGCCUAAUUAGUUCUACUGUGUUUACCUGUGGCUUGACCCCUUCCGUGUGGCUCUUGUAGCAGUAUUGUGUUCAAGCAGCCUAGCCUACUCUACAGCUUACUCAUGGGCUUGCUUUCUAAACGGACUGUGUAUGCUGCUUUAUUUUGAUGUUCUUUCUGUAAAGAUUUUCUUUAUUCUGCCAGUAACAGCUAGGAAAAUAAUCUGAGCUUAUACUACAGCUGAUGCCUGGUAUAUCAUCAAUUAUAACAUCUUAUACAAUCUAAUACAAGAACACAAUAGAAAUCAAGUUAGAUUGUAUCUGAGUUGAAAUGCUUAUUCUAUCCCAUGAAAAAUAGCAAAAGAGUUGUUUAAAGACAAAGCCAUUUCAGGUAACUUGCUCAGUGCCUUUUAAUAUCAAUGUUACAUUGAACAGCCUUUGAUAAGUCUUCUUGACUUAUUUCCUGACUAAGAAGAUUUUCCUGUGCUAAUUUCUGCUAAGAGUCUUGCUAUAUGGCUAGGGAUUUAAGCAUUGCUUUUUAAAGCAUUUUCUUUCCUUCCAGAUUUGGUUUAGGUAACAUUACUAUGAAAAAUUAAAACAGUCUACAGCUCCCUGAAGUAUGUCAGCAAAAAUAUGUACAGUUGUUAAUGGGUUCAGGGAAACUCACAUUUUGACUGCAUGCAUAUUUGAUUGUGCUAUUCUUGCCACCGUUGCCACUGUUCUGUUAGUAUUAGCUAAAGGAAUGGAGCUUGCAUCAAAGUUUAAACAACCAUGUAGUGCUAGGAAAAUAAUUUAUUCAAGAGAUGUGUUCAAAAAAGCACUUGCAACGUCUCUCAGUAGUACUUGGAGAGAAGCAACCACAUAUAACAAGUACCAUAAAACAUUACUUGCAGCUUUAGAGAUUAUUCCAAAUUCAAGUUAAUCAAAUUAGGGAAAGUGCAAUGAUUUUGCUUCAGUCAUAUGAUCUUGUUGAUGAGGGAGAUAAGUUCUAAGUGCCAAGACUGCAAGAGGGUACACACAAAAUACUAGGGCCAGAGCCUCAAAUGACUUGUUUUUCAAGAAAUCAGUCCUAAGAAUGAGUCCUAGAACAUCAGUAUCUUUGUAAGUGAAGGAAUGGUGUUAAAAACAUUAAGAAUUAAGACAGGAGAAAAGGCCUUCCCCUCCCAGCAUGCCUGGAUGUUGUAAGUCUUUUUUCCAUCUUAACUUUCAUAGGAUAGUACCAUAAGCCAGUGCUGGUGCUACUAGAGCGGCAAAUGAUGUUACUUUGAUUACCUUUGUUAGACAUGUAGCCAGAGCCUCUAAACUUAGAGGAUUGGCAUCUGCACUCCACCUGCCCUGCAAACCAGCUAGAGGUGCACUUUUGGCAGUGUUAGGUGAAGAAUUUCAAUAGGGAGGGAAGGCAGCUGUAGUCCUGCAGAACUAUGUUGUACCCUGACAGACCUGGUCUCUUUCCCUUCCCUGUUGAAUGUCUUCAUCACCCCUUUAGAGAUACAGCUAGAAAAGUAGCAGCGAAGAUAAUCCAAGGACAGAGUUCCAGCUCCAACAAAUCCUGUGGCCCUGUAAAUGCUGUCUAGGGCCCAUAAGAUGGAGGAAGAGGAAGGAAGUAUGGAGGAAGUAACCAAUUCCUUUAAUAACUUUGUUUUAUCAGAUGUGGAUGUUAUUUAAAUCAGACAUUGUAACAAAAGACAAAUUCUGACAUUCCAUUUUCAGGUACUUGCAGGAUUCUCUAUUCCAAUACAAUAAUAAAAGUUGUAAAACUUGA